Molecule: messenger RNA, 1678 nt
Organism: Aspergillus glaucus CBS 516.65
Lineage: Eukaryota; Fungi; Ascomycota; Eurotiomycetes; Eurotiales; Aspergillaceae
Product: OTU domain-containing protein
Exons: 4
Coding region: 139-1590 (483 amino acids)
Biological process (GO): protein deubiquitination
Molecular function (GO): cysteine-type deubiquitinase activity
Source: RefSeq, a predicted model, not a curated record
UUUUUUUUUUUAUACAUUAGUCCCGGACGUGAAUUUGUAUUCGGUCUUGAAUACAUCUGCAUAUUGCCAGUUGGAAUUACUAUCGUCCAAUAUUAUUUUACCACCAUUCACCCAUCCCUGUUCCCUGUUGUACCACAAAUGAGGACCGUUCAUUGGAAUCACUAUGGCGGAUGUCUCAAACGGUGGCAGAAUCGUGCCCAUAGUCACCCCUACGCCUACCCCGACUGUGGAGGUGCAGAGCAGGAAAAACCAGGAAAACGACAGCAGCCUAAGAGGAAGACGCGCAAAAAUAGUAUAUUCGAGGAUGCGGAGGUUCUCGAAAUUCCGUGUCUGAAUGACUUAGGGCUCUAUGCCUUACCUACCGAGGGUGAUGGCAAUUGCCUCUACUACGCCCUCUCCGACCAAUUAUACGGCGACUUCACCCACGGCGAAGAAAUCCGCCUCCGUCUCGCAGACCACAUCUCCAACAAUCCCGAAUACUUUAUGAACUUCAACGCUGCCAUUGGUGAAGUGCGUCGAGCCCCAAGACGAGCUGCCACGAUGAGCAAAUAUUCAUCCCAACCCCGUUCCAGCCCUCCAGGCGCGCCAACUCCGUCCGAACAAGACAAGGAAAGAAGCUUCAAUGACAAGGUGACUGAAAGUCGCAAGAAUGGUGUUUGGGGUGGUGCGGAGGAGAUCCAAGCGUGUUGCCAGUCUUUCAAGAAGGAUGUACAGGUGUAUACGAUGUAUGGGGCUCAGACGUUCAGGGAUGUGCAUGCUCCUGAGUGGGAGGAGAGGGAGGCUUUGCAUGUUGCUUUUCACGACUUCCACCACUAUUCGUCUGUUCGACAUACCGAAGGCCCUCACACCGGAAUGCCCAGUAUCACGAAAGAAAGACUCCAACCGAGAGACCCCAAUACAUCAUCUGCUGGUACAUUUGUGGAAAUGGCCACUCCAUGGAAGAUCUCCGCAAUUCAAGAAGGCCUCGGGGGUAAAUAUGACCGAGACACAAUUAUCGAAAUGCUCCAACAAUGCCGCGGCAAUAUCGACCGGGCUUUCUGCAACCUCCUCGAAGAUGACUCUGGUACCAGCACACCAUCCACAAAUGAAACCAACGCCAUAACUAGUGCACCCAACAAAGCAAUCCUAAAAACACGUCUGCAACCCUCGUCACGAUCCUCGUCACCCUUCAGUAGCGGCAGCAAACGCUCCGCCGACGACGGCGACGAGAGCGAUCCCGAUUCUGAAGAACCCCGUCCUGCACAGCGUCGUCGACGACCACUCCAAGGACGAGAACACAAGAGACGGAUUCUGCCAGAUGUCACGGUUGGGAUUGCCUUUCGAGAUGAUCAGAAUGAUUUGGUUUCCUUGCGGCUGCGAGUCAGCCCUGAAGCGGUGGCUAAAGAAGCACCGACAAGUCAGACUCCUGAGACAGACGGGAGUACCAGCUCGACCUCGAGCUUUAACGAAAACAUUCCAAAGGCUCAAGGCGGGGGGUCAGUUGGUGAGACGAGUCAGUCACCGUCAGUUGAAGCAAACGGCGAACGAAAACCCCGUCGAAGUCUUCGCCUUACCGCUCGGAGCUCAUCUGACAGUGCCAGUCCCGCUUGAGCCGUUUUAAACUUCCUUUCUGCCUUUCCCCCGUUCAUGAUCUCUUAUUUCUCGACUAUCUAUUGCUAUCAUUCCGAUGAUUGCAUAG